CAGAGACAAGAGACAAAAAACGGCAACUAGGGAGAGAGAAGGACGCCGUGCGGUUCGACUGCUCAUCACUAUCCCUUGCUAUAUUGCCACUUACAGCUCCAUUGUGGCCAGACGUUUCGACUAGCUCAUCUUUCCCUUCUUGCGCUGCUUGUUGCUCUGUUCGCCCAUUACGCCGUCAAUCGGACCCAUUCCAAUCAUGGCAGCGCAAGCGGCCCUGAUCGCCGAUACAAUUAUUGGCAUGAAAAGAGCCUUACGAAGAGAGACAGAGUACUCAGGUCCCGAUGAACCGAUCACUCAGCCGACGAAUAGAGGCAACAAAUUACGGGCCAAUGCGAAGUACGUGCGAGAGGGCGCUCUAGGAUACAUCCAUCCAGAGCAAUUGUACAAGCAGAAAAUUGAACACGCCGGAUACACUCGCUAUAUCCUUCAACGUAAUCCGGUGCGCUAUGAUUCGGAGGGUGACGAGCUUGAUGAGGAUGAUGAAGACUCGGAGGCGGAUGCGGCUGCUGCUGAAGAGAAUCCAUUCUCCGAAAUCGCUUUGGAAAACCUCCUAUGUCCUCUGAAGCAUCCGUCGGAGCUGCCCACCCACCCGUCGUUAUCGCACGCUUACACUUCGAAGGCGCUUAGAAAUAUGACCCAAGCUGUUGAAGCGAAACUUCGACAGGAGCGCGCUUUGUUGUGGCGAGCAAGGAAUCUUCAUCGACAGUUCCUUGGGGAUGGGUCCUGGAUGCCUUGCGGAUUGUUUGAAACGGCGGAAGAUCGGUUAUUAUUCGAGCCUUGGACGUCUUAUGCGAUGCGCGGUUCACCGUCCGGCGAGCAUGCGCUAAACGGGCUGGUUGAUUCGGCUGCAGCAGAUAAACCCAACCAGGAGUCGCCAGCAGCCCAGGCAGGAGGAAAAGACGUUGAGAUGAUGGAUACUCAGAACAACGAGGCGGAGGUGCAGACAGACGAUAACACCAUCAAAAACGAUCAGUCGAUGCAACCCAAGUCCGAGGAAGUCGACGCGGCUGUGACGGAUCUUCCCCCGCACCGAGACACUGCAAAUUCGGAAUCACAGAUCAAUGGGCACACCGUGGCUGGUGGGAAGCAGGGCCAUGACUCUGUAGCGAAUCCGGACCAGCAUCCUAUAGAAGGGAAAGGAAAGGUUCGAGCAAAUGACGAGCAAGGAGCGGAAGCCGAAGCCGAACAACAAGACGAUCCACGAGAUGAAACGGACACGGAGAUGCAGGAUGGCUCAUCACCAGAGCCGCCUCGACGCAUGACUACACGAGCGCAAGCAAAUGCUUCAAAUCCAGAACCCGACCAAGAUUCUAGCAAGCUCUCCCCGUCGGCUUCCACUGACACACUCAACGCACUUCCGGCGCCACAUCCGCUAUUCCUCGUACGUGAGUCUGUGCUACCUGAUCCCAACUUUGGAUUACCUGCCAAUGAAGCUGAAGAAACGCGACGGCUACUUUGGUCUUUUAUUCAGAAGCAAGAAGAGACCGUUCGAGGAUUCGAGCACAUGCUUGAGUGCCUGCUCCGGGCGUGUCGGAUGCAGGAAGACGUCUUCGAGUGGUGUAAAGCGGAAGGGCACGUCGGCGAGUUGAGUGAUGGAGAGGACUGGUACGAUCCUGAAAAAUGGGGUCUCGCCGAAGGGGAAGAACUCAAAAAGGGAGUCGACGAAGAUGAGAUCGAAACGGUCGAGGAGAGCAGAGCAACAGGCAAACGAGGACGAGGUCGACGGGCAUAGACAACUUUCAUUCUCUUCUUGGUUUUUUCAUCUGGCUCGGGACAUGGUUAACAGGCCGUAUUGAACGGCUUCAAUCGCACGCAAUUCAACAGUUUUUGAAUAGAUACAUAGCAUGGAGUUGGCGGAGUCUUUGUGUGGGAGGUUAAUUGUUUGAAUGAUCUCAGGAUGACUUCUACUUGACAUUUUGACUUGGAGAACGACUAGGCCGGCAAGGAAUCAAAGACUGGCAUUCUAAAUAGCGAAAAACCAAC
Molecule: messenger RNA, 1983 nt
Organism: Aspergillus novofumigatus IBT 16806
Lineage: Eukaryota; Fungi; Ascomycota; Eurotiomycetes; Eurotiales; Aspergillaceae
Product: RXT2 domain-containing protein
Exons: 4
Coding region: 197-1732 (511 amino acids)
Biological process (GO): negative regulation of rDNA heterochromatin formation; negative regulation of silent mating-type cassette heterochromatin formation
Cellular component (GO): cytosol; Rpd3L complex
Source: RefSeq, a predicted model, not a curated record